UAUGUUCACUAACUAUUAUAUAAACACUUAGCUACCAAACACUAUAUAACAACUAUAUAACAUUCACAUAACCAAAAAUAACUUCCAAGAAAAGAAAAAAGGAGAAUCUUUAGAAACCCAUAUUGAGAGAAAAAUGGCAAAAGAAGGUCUUGGACUUGAAAUCACUGAGCUAAGGCUUGGAUUACCAGGAGGUGAUCAGGGUAUUAAGAAUGAGAAGAAAAGGGUUUUCUCUGAAGUUUCCGGCGAUGAAGGCAAUAGUGCCUCCUCCACCACCACCACUUGUGACCAGAAAAUUCCAACAAAGAGUCAAGUUGUUGGGUGGCCACCGGUUUGCUCCUAUAGGAAAAGGAAUAGCUUUAAUGAGAAAGAAAGGCUUGAAACUUCAAAACUGUACGUGAAAGUUAGCAUGGAUGGUGCUCCUUUUCUUAGAAAGAUUGACUUGGGUACUCACAAAGAGUACUCAGAUCUUGUUCUUGCUCUGGAGAAGCUUUUUGGCUGCUUUGGCAUCGGCAAAGCUUUGAAAGAUGCAGACAGCAGUGACUACGUUCCCAUAUAUGAGGACAAGGAUGGAGACUGGAUGCUUGUGGGAGAUGUCCCCUGGGAGAUGUUUACAGAGUCAUGCAAGAGACUAAGGAUCAUGAAGAGAUCGGAGGCCAAAUGUUUUGGACUGCAGCAGAAAGGUGCUCUUAAGGGAAUCACAAACGAGGAUCGUAACUAAAUAUAGUAAUAUUUAAGUGGAGAAUUUGACAGGAAUUCCUCGUUUGUAGACACUUCUUUUAUUAUAUGUUUAAUUAUAGUGGUUGCCUAUUUAUUUCUUGAAUUAAGAUGAUGAAUCUUCAUCAUAGAUAUGACUGUAAGACUUUAAAUAGGAACAAGGACAAGUUGCUUGCUUAAUUACCAGCUUUUGUUGCUAUUACUGUUAUUGGAAAAUCAAAAAUUACCAUAUUCAAUAUGGGAUUUGAUUUCCAAUUAUAAUAUUUUAUUUGAUUCUA
Molecule: messenger RNA, 992 nt
Organism: Ricinus communis (castor bean)
Lineage: Eukaryota; Viridiplantae; Streptophyta; Magnoliopsida; Malpighiales; Euphorbiaceae
Product: auxin-induced protein AUX22
Exons: 3
Coding region: 134-718 (194 amino acids)
Biological process (GO): regulation of DNA-templated transcription
Cellular component (GO): nucleus
Molecular function (GO): protein binding
Source: RefSeq, a predicted model, not a curated record